Molecule: messenger RNA, 761 nt
Organism: Olea europaea var. sylvestris
Lineage: Eukaryota; Viridiplantae; Streptophyta; Magnoliopsida; Lamiales; Oleaceae
Product: probable gamma-secretase subunit PEN-2
Exons: 2
Coding region: 59-520 (153 amino acids)
Cellular component (GO): gamma-secretase complex
Source: RefSeq, a predicted model, not a curated record
UACAUUAUGAAAAAUAAAUGGAACAGCAAUUGGUACUGACACAUUCGUUUACGGAAGGAUGGAAGAAAUUUCAAACCCUCUCUCCUCCGAUCUGCCCACCAUCACAACGCCUCCACCUGCCGCCGAUGGAAGCAACACCUUAACUUCUACAUCAUCAACAAGAAUGGCAGGCCGGGCCGAGUGGCCCACAAUCGAUGGUCCAUUGGGGCUCUCACAUCAAGAUUCAGUCGCUUACGCCCGCAGAUUCUUCAAUUUUGGAUUUUUGUGUCUUCCUUUCCUUUGGGCUGUCAACUGCUUCUAUUUCUGGCCCGUCCUUCGCCACCCGAAUUCUCAUAAUUUCCACCCCCAACUCCGCCGCUAUGUUGUUGGAUCAGCAAUUGGCUUCCUGGUGUUCGCCCUGAUCCUCUCUUCAUGGUCUGUUACCUUUAUGAUUGGCGGGAACCAACUUUUCGGCCCAGUGUGGGAUAAAUUGGUUAUGUACAAUGUUGCCGAUAGAUAUGGUUUAACUGAAUUGAUGUAGAUCUACAUGUUAGUGGUUUCAGUUCCAUAAUCGACAUGAAUAUGGUAUGUCUUUUCUUUUGCUGAUAUGAAUGUUCAAGUUACUGCAUUGUACUUCACGACAAUGUUAAUUGACUGAUGUUGUACUCCUUGGAGGAGUAAAUUCAUGAGCUAAAGAACCUUUAGCUGUCUAGAAAAGGGUGGCCAGAUCCUGUUUUGUUUUGAAAACAGAGAAUUCGAUCGGAACAUAAAUUUAUUUGUUA